Messenger RNA from Humulus lupulus (European hop), 1836 nucleotides. Its product is annotated as putative BPI/LBP family protein At1g04970. NCBI's taxonomy places the organism in Eukaryota, Viridiplantae, Streptophyta, Magnoliopsida, Rosales, Cannabaceae. The record is from RefSeq and is a predicted model, not a curated record. Bases 57 to 1514 code for a protein of 485 amino acids. The transcript has 6 exons. Gene Ontology annotation, molecular function: lipid binding.
GUUUUCUUUUGUUUUGUGCCAAACACUCAACGUGACCAGCUAUCCAACUAACCGCCAUGGCGGCACCGGCACCGAUGAUUCUUCUCCUUCUGACGGUGGUGUUCUUCAUUCAAGCUCAAACGCAGCUUCAACCAAGUGAUGAAUCAUUCACCUCUGUCGUAAUUUCCCAAAAGGGACUUAAUUUUGUCAAGGACUUGCUCGUAACCAAGGCGAUUUCUUCCAUAAUACCACUCGAACUUGCUCCAAUUAAAAAAUCCAUGAAAAUACCAUUUUUGGGUGGCGUUCAAAUGGUGUUAUCAAACAUCACAAUACAUGGAAUUGAUGUUGGAUCAUCGUCUUAUGUCAAGCCUGGCGAUACGGGAAUCGCAGUUGUUGCUUCCGGAAUAACUUGUAGUUUGACCAUGAAUUGGCGUUAUACUUACAGUACUUGGAUUUUUCCUAUCUUUGUUUCAGAUGAAGGAAGUGCUUCAAUACAGGUUGAAGGCAUGGAAGUUGGGCUUACUUUAGGUUUGGAGAUCCAAGAAGGAACGCUGAAGCUUUCACUUUUGGAUUGUGGAUGUUUAGUUAAAGAAAUCUCCAUAAAUUUGGAUGGAGGAGCUUCUUGGCUUUAUCAAGGGAUGAUUGAUGCCUUUGAAGAAGAAAUAGAAUCUGCAGUGGAGAAUGGUAUCACCAAGAAACUCAAAGAAGGGACUUUGAAGCUUGAUUCAUUUCUGCAAGCUCUUCCGAAGGAAAUUCCAUUGGAUGAUAAUGGUUCUCUGAACGUGACGUUAGUGAAUAUGCCUUUACUAAGUAAUUCUUCCAUUGGGUUUGACAUCAAUGGUUUAUUUACUUCAAGUAAAAAUGCCGCAGUUCCUAGAUACAGUGAGAAGUAUUCACAAUCUUUGAGUGCUUGUGAGGAUCCACCAAAAAUGCUCGGAAUUUCAUUGGAGGAGGCUGUUUUUAACUCGGCAUCUUCCUUGUACUUUAAUGCAGAUUUUAUGCAAUGGAUUGUAGAUAAAAUACCAGAUCAGUCUCUUUUAAACACUGCUGGAUGGAGAUUUAUUAUUCCCCAACUAUACAGGAAGUAUCCCAAUGAUGAUAUGAAUUUGAACAUUUCCUUAUCGUCAGCUCCUGUCAUAGUGAUCUCAGAUCGUGGUAUUGAUAGUACUGUGUAUGCAGACCUGAUAAUUGAUGUCGUUGAAGCAGGUGAAAAAAUAACUCCAGUGGCAUGUAUCUCAUUGGUGAUUCGUUCCUCUGCUUCAGCUAAAAUUAUAGGGAAUAACCUUGCUGGGAGUGUGAGAUUGAACGACUUUACAAUGUCAUUGAAGUGGAGUAAUAUCGGUAAUCUGCACUUGUAUCUAAUUCAGCCUGUAAUUUGGACUUUUGUUCAAACUGUUUUCUUACCUUACACCAAUGGAAUCCUUGGAAAAGGAUUCCCUUUACCAAUCAUUCAUGGCUUCACCCUGCAAAAUGCUGAACUAAUCUGCUCAAACUCAAGAAUUACAGUCUGCAGCGAUGUAAAUUAUACAGAAUGAAGUAAAUCUCACUCAUCUAUUUCCUGGUCUUCUCCAAGUGUACAUAAACACAUCAUACAUCAACCCUCUGAAAUUGAAAUGCUUAUGGAAGGGAAUGAAACACCUAAGGAUAACCUUUGAUUCUGCUGUACAGUCUUGUCUUUGUAUGUACCAGCACCACUGCCCUCUCUCUCUCUCUCUCAUUUUUAUUUUAUUAUUUUCCUGUUUGCUGGGAGGCAAAUUGUUUAUGUAUUCUUUGAAGCUUAUAUAAACGCCAGUGAAACAUGUAAUUUAUCCUUACUAAGCAUAAGUUUGUCAGUCAGAAAUACCUGACAAUUUGCAA